Molecule: messenger RNA, 2169 nt
Organism: Chanos chanos (milkfish)
Lineage: Eukaryota; Metazoa; Chordata; Actinopteri; Gonorynchiformes; Chanidae
Gene: prkcq
Product: protein kinase C, theta
Exons: 17
Coding region: 1-2169 (722 amino acids)
Biological process (GO): protein phosphorylation
Molecular function (GO): diacylglycerol-dependent serine/threonine kinase activity; ATP binding
Source: RefSeq, a predicted model, not a curated record
AUGUCUCCCUUUCUGCGGAUUGGCUUCUCCAGUUUUGAGAUGGAUCCAGGGCUGGCCUAUCAUGAGGAGGUGCUGAACCCCUACUGCGCCGUCUAUAUGAAGGAGGCAGUGGAGACCGAGAAGGGCCAGGUGUAUAAACAGAAGCGACCUACAAUGUACCCUCCAUGGAGUAGCACAUUUGAUGCUCAUGUUCAUCGGGGUCGUGUGAUGCAUGUAGUGGUCAAAGACAAGACGGCCGAAUUAAAGACUGAGGCCACAGUACAACUUGACACACUCGCCUCACGUUGCAAGAAAGAGAAUGGCAAACUGGAAAUCUGGGUGGAACUAAAGCCACAGGGACGUUUGCUGAUGGAAGCACGGUACUUUCUGGAAAGGAGUGAUGCUGCAGGGCACGGUGAAGGUGAUGGAGAGAGUGAGCGAGAGAAAGAGGGCGUGUUUGCUCUUCAUCAGAGGCGUGGGGCGAUCAAACAGGCCAAAGUUCACAUGGUGAAAUGCCACGAGUUCACUGCUACGUUCUUCCCCCAGCCCACCUUCUGCUCUGUCUGCAAAGAGUUUGUCUGGGGCCUGAAUAAGCAGGGUUAUCAGUGCCGGCAGUGUAAUGCUGCCAUCCAUAAGAAGUGUAUUGAUAAAGUCAUUGCCAAGUGCACAGGGUCUGCAGUCAACAGUAAAGAAACCAUGAUCCAUAAGGAGCGCUUUAAGAUCGACAUGCCUCACAGGUUUAAAGUGUAUAACUAUAAGAGUCCAACCUUCUGUGAGCACUGUGGCACUCUGCUGUGGGGGCUGGCACGCCAGGGCCUCAAAUGUGAGGAGUGCAGUAUGAAUGUACAUCAUAAGUGCCAGAAGAAAGUAGCCAACCUCUGCGGAGUCAACCAGAAACUAAUGGCUGAGGCACUCGCUAUGAUCGAAAGCACGCAACAGGCGCGGACCUCCAGGGAGAAUGAGCAUGUGGGCCGUGAGGGCCCCGUGGGUGUGGAGCAGCCCGGUGUAAUCAGAGAGCCCUCUGGGUGUGUGCCGUGCUUACCCGUCUAUCCCCUCACUCCUGCGCCCGCCACCGCAGCUCGGAAAGAACAGGGCAUUUCAUGGGACACCCCUGCAGAAGGGGAAAGACCAACAACACAGCAAGAGUUUGAGCAGCUUUAUGCCGUCCCACGGAAAGAGCACCACAAAUACACCAUUGACAGCUUCACCCUGCACAAGAUGCUUGGCAAAGGGAGCUUUGGCAAGGUGUUUUUGGCAGAGCUGAAGGGUACAGGGCAGUUCUUUGCAGUGAAAGCCUUAAAGAAGGAUGUGGUCUUAAUGGAUGAUGAUGUGGAAUGCACUAUGGUAGAGCGCAGAGUUCUGUCUCUUGCUUGGGAACAUCCAUUCCUCACCCAUCUCUACUGUACCUUUCAAACCAAGGAGAACCUGUUUUUUGUGAUGGAGUAUCUUAAUGGAGGAGACUUAAUGUUCCACAUCCAGUCCUGUCAUAGGUUUGACCUACCUAGAUCCACGUUCUAUGCAGCUGAGAUUAUCUGUGGGCUUCAGUUCCUACAUUCUAAAGGCAUUGUGUACAGAGAUCUGAAGCUUGAUAAUAUUCUGUUGGAUGUGGAUGGCCACAUUAAGAUAGCUGAUUUUGGCAUGUGUAAAGAGAAUAUGCUGGGUGAAGCCAGGACUUCCACUUUCUGCGGCACUCCCGAUUAUAUUGCCCCUGAGAUUUUGCUCGGGCAGAAAUACGGUGCCUCGGUGGACUGGUGGUCUUUUGGUGUGCUUUUGUAUGAGAUGCUGAUUGGCCAGUCCCCAUUCCACGGACAGGACGAGGAGGAGUUGUUCCAGUCAAUACGUACAGAUGACCCAUCCUACCCCCGCUGGCUGACGCGGGAGGCCCGAGAUAUCCUUGUUAAGCUGUUUGUUCGGGAGCCAGAGCGACGGCUGGGUGUGAAAGGAAACAUUCGGCAGCAUGCCUUCUUCAGAGACACUGACUGGGUAGCACUGGAGAAACGACAGGUGGAACCCCCAUUCAGGCCAACUGUGAAAUCACCAAGUGACUGCAGCAACUUUGACAAGGAGUUCAUUAACGAGAAGCCUCGGUUGUCUUGUGCGGAUCGCACACUCAUCAACAGCGUGGACCAGACCAUGUUCAGCAACUUCUCCUACAUCAAUCCAGGAAUGGCCCGUCUCAAGGGCCCCUGA